Molecule: messenger RNA, 6115 nt
Organism: Pteropus alecto (black flying fox)
Lineage: Eukaryota; Metazoa; Chordata; Mammalia; Chiroptera; Pteropodidae
Gene: ARHGEF18
Product: Rho/Rac guanine nucleotide exchange factor 18
Exons: 27
Coding region: 222-4013 (1263 amino acids)
Biological process (GO): small GTPase-mediated signal transduction
Molecular function (GO): guanyl-nucleotide exchange factor activity
Source: RefSeq, a predicted model, not a curated record
ACCUCGGCCCGGACUUGGGGGCCCUUCGGGGCAGCGAGUAUCUCCAGGACCUGGGCCUUGGGGCCCCUUCCUGCAGCAGUGACCCCCCUAGUGAAGCGGCAGGAAGAGAUGCGUCCUUGUCCAGUUCGGCGGUGUCUCAGGGCCUGCCUCGGAGACGCAGCUGGGAGAGGUCGCGGAGCUGCUCGGAGAGCUGGCGGAGGCUCAGCCUUGACGCCUCAGCUAUGCAUGAGGGGCCCUGUCUCCCUCGGACACUAACCAGUCUUGCCCUGAACCUGCCUGGAGAGGGUCUGCAGGCCUGGACUAAGGAGGGUCUGAGUGGGGACGGAACCCCAUCGGAGCACCCAAGCAAGGAAUGUGACAGACCUGAGAAAAGAGUGAGGUCACGGUCCGUUCCCAUGUCUUCCGACGAGAUCAAGUUCCUGGAAAUCUCUCAGGCGUUGGAGGCGCCCGCUCCAGCUGUUCAAGGCCUGGAGCCGCCAGAGCUGGAGUGCAUGGAAAAGGAUCACGUGGAGCCCGAUCAUGUGCUGAUCGUCCAGCAAGUGCUGCAAGAACUUCGACAGUACCAUGGGGCCCGGCAGAGGGCUCACCUGUCCGUCAACCCCAGAGGAGCCCACUCAAACCUUACCUGGUUUGAGUUCCUGUCAGAGAGCGAGGACAGUGCCAGCAAGAUAGAGAGGAGCGACAGGGGCACCAAGGUGAAGCGCAGACUCAGCUCCCUCCGCAGUCGAGUCACCAGGCAGAAGGAGAAGGGGAAGUGCCCAGUGCAUCUAAAGGACAAAGGUCAGGAUGCUCAAGAGAGGAAGGAAUGUGUCAACGGCCACCAGCUGGUACAAGGAACCUUCCUUAGCCACUCCAACUGCCCGCUGUGCAGCAAACCCUUUCUGAGUUCUGCGUCCCUGAAGGAGCACCCGAGGGCCACCCUCUUGUCCGAUGGCAGCCCGGCCCUGUCCAGGAAUGUCGGCAUGACGAUCUCGCAGAAGGGGGGUCCUCAGCCAGCACCCAGCCCAACGGGAACGGGGCCGCGACUCGGACCAGUCACAGGAGCGAUGGAUGAAGCCGAGUCCGUAUUUCUGAAAUUUAAGCAGGCAACUGAUGACUCCCUUUCACUCACGUCCUCAAAUGCCGAGUCCGUUUUUGUAGAAGACCCCUACACCGCCUCGCUGAAGAGUGAGAUUGAGUCAGAUGCCCACGAGUUCGAGGCCGAGUCCUGGAGCCUCUGCGUGGAGCCAGCUUACGCAAAGAGGCAAAAGAGGGAGGCGGUGAAAAGGCAGGAUGUGCUCUAUGAGCUGAUGCAGACAGAGGCGCACCACGUGCGGACCCUGAAGAUCAUGCUGAAGGUCUAUGCCAGGGCGCUGCAGGAGGAGCUGCAGUUCCGCCCCAAGGCCGUCGGUCGCCUCUUCCUGUGCGCGGACGACCUGCUCGAGAUGCACGGCCACUUCCUCUCUCGGCUGAAGGAGCGCCGCCACGAGUCCCUGGAGGAGGGCAGUGACCGGAAUUACAUCAUCCAGAAAAUCGGGGACCUCCUGGUGCAGCAGUUUUCAGGUGAAAACGGGGAGAGAAUGAAAGAAAAAUAUGGUGUGUUUUGUAGUGGCCAUAACGAGGCAGUCAGUCAUUACAAGUUGUUGCUGCAACAAAAUAAGAAAUUUCAAAAUUUGAUCAAGAAAAUCGGCAACUUUUCCAUCGUGAGGCGGCUUGGCGUGCAGGAGUGUAUUCUCCUGGUCACUCAGCGCAUAACCAAGUACCCAGUGCUGGUGGAGCGCAUCAUUCAGAACACGGAAGCUGGUUCCGAGGACUACGAAGACCUGACCCAGGCCCUCAGCCUCAUAAAAGACAUCAUCUCACAAGUGGACGCCAAGGUCAGCGAGUGUGAGAAAGGCCAGCGCCUCAGGGAGAUUGCGGGGAAGAUGGACCUGAAGUCCUCCAGCAAGCUCAAGAACGGGCUGACCUUCCGCAAGGAGGACAUGCUGCGGCGGCAGCUGCGCCUGGAGGGCAUGCUGUGCUGGAAGACCACGUCCGGGCGCUGGAAAGAUGUCCUUGCUGUCCUGUUGACUGACGUGCUUUUGCUGCUACAAGAAAAGGAUCAGAAAUACGUCUUUGCUUCUGUGGACUCAAAGCGCCCCAUCAUCUCAUUACAAAAACUCAUCGUGAGGGAAGUGGCCAACGAGGAGAAAGCCAUGUUCCUGAUCAGCGCCUCCCUGCAGGGACCCGAGAUGUACGAGAUGCACACCAGCUCCAAGGAGGAGAGAAACGCCUGGAUGGCCCACAUCCGAAGGGCGGUCGAGAGCUGUCCAGACGAGGAGGAGGGGCCCUUCAGUGAGGCCGAAGAAGAGAGGAAAAUGGUUGAGGCCCGCGCCAUGAGGCUGAGGGACUUCCAAGAGCGACUGAAUGUGAAAGACCAGCAGAUUGCUCAGAGCCUCAGCGAGAAGCAGCACAUCUACCUGGAGAUGGCCGAGAUGAGUGGGCUGGAAGACGUGCCUCAGCCACGACUCCUCUUCCGAGGAGGGGACGCCCCGGAGAACCUGCAAGGGGAGCUGAUCCUCAAGUCGGCCAUGACCGAGAUCGAGGACAUCCAGAGCCUGAUCUGCAGGAGACUGGGCAGCACCGACAGCCAGGCAGGAGACGGGGGCGGCUCCACGGGCCUGCGCCACAGGGCAGAGACUUUUGGGGGCCACGACAGCGCCAGCGUCCCUGGCAAGAAUGGCAGUUUUAAGAAGAAGAUGGGCAGCAUUGACCCCAGUCCCCAAGACUGGCAGGACCCCAUGAGCAGCCCAGAUGCGAGGCUCGGCGACACCUCCGGGGCUCCUGAGGAAGCAACACAGACGGCAGAGGCUCUGGGCGCCGAGCCGGGCCCCCGUCUGCCCACCAUCCUGGAGUCGGAGCUUGUCCAGCGGAUCCAGACAUUGUCCCAGCUGCUCCUCAGCCUCCAGGCGGUCAUCGCCCAGCAGGACAGCUACGUGGAGAUGCAGAGGGCUGCCAUCCAGGAGCGUGAGAAGCAGUUCCGGCUUCAGUCAACACGCGGAAACCUGCUGCUAGAGCAGGAGCGGCAGCGCAACUUCGAGAAGCAGCGGGAGGAGCUGGCGGGCGUGCAGAAGCUGCAGAGCCAGCUGCGGCUGGAGCAGCAGCGCUGGGAGCGCGAGCGGGCGCGCCAGCAGCAGGAGCUGGACCUGGCCUCAGCCCGGCUGCAGCAGCGCCAGAGCGAGGUGGUGCAGCUGCAGGAGCGGCUGAGCCAGGAGCGCGCCGAGCUGGAGCAGCAGCGCCAGGCCUACCAGCACGACCUGGAGCGGCUGCGCGAGGCCCAGCGUGCGGUGGAGCGUGAGCGCGAGCGGCUGGAGCUGCUGCGGCGGCUCAAGAAGCAGAACACGGCCCCCGGAGCGCUGCCACCCGAGAUGCCCGCGGAGGCCCAGCCCCCAAGCCACCCCCCCAGCUUCAACGGGGAAGGGCUGGAAGGGCCUGCUGCCCUCGCCAAAGGCCUGGGGCCCCGGGGGAGCGUGCUGCUGUCCACCACUGGACCCGAGUACCCCGAGCGCCCCGAGGUGGCUCGCCGGGACAGCGCCCCAGCUGAGAGCCGGCCGGCAAAGAGCGACGUGCCCAUCCAGCUGCUCAGCGCCACCAACCAGAUCCAGAGGCAGGCGGCCGUGCAACAGCAGAUCCCCACCAAGCUGGCCGCCUGCACCAAGGGCGGCAAGGACAAGGGCGGCAAGAGCAGGGGCUCCCAGCGCAGUGAGAGCUCGACCUCAUUUGACUUGAAACAGCAGCUGCUUCUCAACAAACUCAUGGGCAAGGACGAGAACGCCUCUCGGAACCGCCGCUCGCUGAGCCCCGUCCAGCUUGGCAGCCAUAGCUCCGCAUCCCCCCGAGACCCCUCCUGCCAGGCCCCGAGCCCAGGCCCAGCUGACGUGUUCCCUGAGUGCGUUCCCCUCAAGGCUGGGAGCACACCCUCUCCGCCCAUGCCACUGACCCCCACACCACUCAACAAGGAAGAUGCCAGCAAGGAAGACGUCAUCUUCUUCUAGGGGGCAUGGCACGAGGUGCAGACCCCUCCCUGCCCUGCCCACCCUCUGUGCUCAUUGGGGAGUUUCCCAGCGGUCCCUCUUCCCUGCCCAGCAAACCACCAUGGACAGCUGCCUGGCUGGGGUUCGUCAAGGUUGGGGCUGGCCUGUCAUCGGCUUUUUCUGUAGGAUUUGCAGUGGUGCCUGGGUAACUUUCUAAACCUCUUUUUUAUGUGUAUACAAAAAGGAAAGUUUUUAAUUGAAGGUUGAACCAGAGCUACCCAGGAGCCGUUUGAAAUUGUAGCAGCCCAUUUGGGCAGGGAGAGAUCAACUCCAAGCCAUUUGUCCAAGGUAGAGACAAAUGAGGGUGUUUCCACAUGGAGCCUGAUGACAGGCCAGACCCCAGUCUGAGAAGAAGGUGCUGGCACCAGGCCGGCUCCACAGCCACUAGGAGAUGCCGGAGCUGGAGCAUGUCAUUAGGGCACCAGGAGGGGCCAGGUGGUGUCAGUUGUGUCUGUCGGCAGGAUCAGAGCAGAGAUCCGCCUGGGUUCAUGGUGAACUCAAGGCCAGGGCAUGGGCUCAGACAAGGGAGACAGCAGCCUACCUGGGGAUAGAGGGCCACAGGGCAGAAUAGCUGGGGAGCAUGGCCGAUGGCACUCCAGGCAGGUUCUAUAGGGUUAAAAGCUGGACUCAAAAGCGUCCGCUUAUAACUCAUUUUAGUUUGGUGGAGGUUUUUAAAAUCUGUUGUCCAACUUGGCACUUUCCCAAGGUGCCUCACCGACUCGGCAUGCUCCUCCCAGUGCAUGGCCAAACCUAGAGCUUCAGCCAGCACACACCCAAAGUUCCCAGCCCCAGGCCAGGUCCUCGGUCCCCGUGAGAUGGGCCACUUUUCCUGGGGCUGCUGGGACCCAGGGCUGCUGUCCUGUGCUGAUGAUCUGUAGGUGCCGGGACAGUGCGGAGCACAGCAGCAGGGCCACCACAUCAGGCCGUUGAGGGUGACACGCUGGACGGAGCCAUGUGGCCCAGAAGCCUCAAAUGGGCAGAUGGCCACUUCACAGGCGCCACGUAUCCAGUGAGCUUUUGUAGCUGUCAACUUCCCCCUGGAGGAGGGCAAGGGCCACCAGGCCAGCUGCAUGGCUGUAGAUGGUGGGGAUGGUGUCGCAUGUCCAGGGUAGCAAUUGGGUCACAUUCGUGUUUCAGCUCUGGCUAAACUCAAGAGUGAGUGCCAGAGUGGGAAAGGGGGGACAUUCCAGCCUUUUCUGCACCCUGGGCUCGCCACACUGGGCCCAGAGCCCAGCACCUCCCGAAGUGUUGGCAGGAGGGGACUGGGUCCUAGGCUGCCCCGGAGCAAGGGCACCGCAGGGUCGAGGUGACACAGCCAGUUGGUGACAAGGAACUGAAAGCAGCAGUUAGGAAUCUCCCAAGCACAGAAUGAUGAGGCGUCCCCAUCCUUGUCUCCCAGUCCCCGCCCCCGCCUUCCAUGACAAGAACCUCUCCCCCGACCCUUUGCCUUCGUCCAGAGGGCCUGCAGCAUCGUUGAGGAGCAAGAAGCGCCCACCUCAGCCCUGUGACACGUCGGAGCUCCUCUGUGCCAUGUCUGUAAUUAGUGUUUUGUGUUUUUGUACUGAGAUGAAUGAGAGCACUUUAGAAAAGUUGACUUUACCUUCCUGCCCUAUAUGAAGAGAACAUUCCUGGGCCCUCUGUGCUGGGUGAUCUCGAGGCCGUGCACCCCCUGUCCACGUGCUCUGCGCCGACCCUCCAGGAUGCCACAGUUCCUCGGAUGAUGAGCCCAAAGGAUUUCCCCUUGGCCUCGUGGUGGGAAUCGGCACUCCCUGCCCCACAGCCGAGGGAGUCUCCAGUCACGCCACACGGAGGGCAGGUCAUCAGCACAUCCUCUGGCCAGCACCGGGUGGUCACUUCUGGGUACCAAUUUUCUUUGUAAAGUUGGUGGCCAAGCAAAUGUUCUUAUUCCUGUGGGAUCUGCACAUCUUCGUUAAUUGCGACCAUGAUCUUAGUCCACCUGAGAAUUAUUGUUACGAUGAUUGCAGCAUUUCCUCGUGCGGGAUAUUUCAGAACCACGUUAGAACUUAAGACCUGAUUCUAGCAAUAAAAGUGUCUUAAGAUGA